Messenger RNA from Cricetulus griseus (Chinese hamster), 390 nucleotides. The record is from RefSeq and is a predicted model, not a curated record. Lineage: Eukaryota; Metazoa; Chordata; Mammalia; Rodentia; Cricetidae.
AUGGAGAGCUCCCGCCUGCGGCUGCUGCCCCUCCUGGGCGCCGCCCUGCUGCUUCUGCUACCUUUGCUGGGUGCCGGUGCUCAGGAGGAUGCCGAGCUGCAGCCCCGAGCUCUGGACAUCUACUCUGCCGUGGAGGAUGCGUCCCAUGAGAAGGAGUUGCCAAGGCGGCAACUUCGGGCUCCGGGCGCUGUGUUGCAGAUUGAAGCGCUGCAGGAAGUCUUGAAGAAACUCAAGAGUAAACGUAUUCCGAUCUACGAGAAGAAGUACGGUCAAGUCCCCAUGUGUGAUGCUGGAGAGCAGUGCGCAGUGCGGAAAGGGGCCCGGAUCGGGAAGCUGUGUGACUGUCCCCGAGGAACUUCCUGCAAUUCCUUCCUCUUGAAGUGCUUAUGA